Boeremia exigua is the source of this 966-nucleotide messenger RNA. RefSeq lists its product as uncharacterized. The transcript has a single exon. NCBI's taxonomy places the organism in Eukaryota, Fungi, Ascomycota, Dothideomycetes, Pleosporales, Didymellaceae. Gene Ontology annotation, molecular function: (3R)-hydroxyacyl-[acyl-carrier-protein] dehydratase activity. The coding region runs from base 1 to 966 and encodes 321 amino acids. Gene Ontology annotation, cellular component: mitochondrion. The record is from RefSeq and is a predicted model, not a curated record.
AUGUUUUACAGGGCGCGUCGCCUGUUUACUGCCUCUACGUACCGGCAUGCCUCUGCCGCAGAAGCCAGCGCUGAACUAUUUGGUCGAUGGGGCAGUGGGAAACCCGUUUCAAUCAGAAAGCAGAUCCUCGACGCGAACCAAGUUCAUUUGCUGAACAUCACAUUGAACCGCACCCCAUCUUCGAACGACCCACCACCAGAAGGCAGCCCUGUACCUGCCGGGCACCAUCUCGUGUACUUUACGCCGAGCAUCCUCGAAACCGAACUUGGCCUCGACGGUACGGAUCGUACUGUCAAUCCUCUGACACCAUACACGCGACGUAUGUGGGCGGGUGGAGAGUUGACAUGGACGCAAGACACGAAGGCGCUGCUAAGGGUAGGCCAGGAGGUGCGCGAGACUACAAGACUUGUAUCCGCAGAGCCGAAGAAGCUGAAGAAUGGUGGGGAUAUGCUAGUUGUUGGCGUGGAAAAGACUUUUGAGAAUGAAACAGGUGUCGCGCUUGUAGACAAAAGAAGCUGGGUCUUCCAAAAGGAAAUACCGCCAGAGAGUGCUCUGAUACCACCUGCUAAACCCGCGGCAAAGGCCUUGCCAUCUGGCGAGCACACCAAAGACUUUUGCCAGUCAGACGUAGCCUUGUUCCGGUUCUCCGCACUGACGUUCAACGGACACAAGAUUCACUUCUCGCCAGAGUGGUGCAGGCAAGUUGAAGGGCACAGAACCUGUGUGGUUCAUGGACCUCUCAAUCUAAUUAAUAUCCUGGACUUCUGGCGGGACACAGCAAAGAGUGGAAGUGCUGAAGCAGUGCCCAUGUCAAUUUCGUACCGUGCAAUGUCCCCUUUGUACAUGAGCGAACCGUACCGAAUUCUGCUUGGACGAGGCCCUCAGAGUGGCAGCAAUGGCGAGUGGAAUGCAGACGUUUGGGAUAGCUAUGGCAAACAGAGCAUGAAAGGGACCAUCAAAGAGUAG